Messenger RNA from Cherax quadricarinatus, 1409 nucleotides. The record is from RefSeq and is a predicted model, not a curated record. NCBI's taxonomy places the organism in Eukaryota, Metazoa, Arthropoda, Malacostraca, Decapoda, Parastacidae.
AAUGCUCUGUCGGCACGUGCUGAUGUUGAUAAAGCUGCUUAUGCUGCUCGUGAACUCUGGUUGGCUUGUCUCUCCUUGAGAAGUGCAUUAAGACUUGGGACUGAUGGUGCUAAAUCAUGGGAGGAGCAACUCAAACCUCUCAAUGAACAGAUAUCAGCAAUCAGAGCAGCAGCAGGGGAGGGUAAUCCUUAUAUUGGUGCUGUUCUGAAUGCUGUAUCUGACGAGGCUCAGACUCGAGGAGUUUAUACAGAAGAAGCCUUGAGAGAGCGCUUCAUCAAGAUUGAGAGAAUUUGCAAGCGUGUCUCUAUGAUAGGGGAUAAUGGUGGCUCUCUGAUUAAGUACCUCCUGUCAUAUCUACAAAGUUUUCUGGUCUUAAAUGCCUUUGAGUACUUGCCUGGAAGUGAAGUUCGUGAUGAAGAAAUUGCAGUUGAUGAGCUCUCCACUUAUGAUAUAUUAGCCAGAGCCAGAUAUUGCUUGGAUAAGGAUGACCUACCUCAGAGCAUUCGCUACAUGAACCUACUCCGAGGAGAACCUCGCAAUGUUGCCAUUAGUUGGUUACGGGAGGCCAGAUUAACUCUGGAGACACGUCAAGCUGCCGAUGCUCUUUUGGCUCAUGCUGCUGCUACAGCUGUUAAGGCUCUGUAAAGCACUUUAACCUUCCAUUGUUACCUUGUGAAUUUGUAGCACACCAUAUCUCAAGAAAUAACAAGAUUGUGGAACUGUUUGCCUGCUGUAUCUCCUAAUAUCCCACCUGCAAGAGAUCUCACUCAUUCAAACUAAAAAUUACUUUAUUAAUCAGAAUAUUUCUUCUUUCAGUAAAGCUGAUAUUGGAUUUAAUGACUUUUGGUCCAUAAUUGUUCAUAAUAAAGACAGUAUUAGGAGUUGGGUGUAUGGCAGAUAUUUUUACCAAGAACGAAUUUUCAGAAAUCAUUUUUUUAUGGAAUAGGGAGAUUACAAAAUUAGGAAUAAUAAUAAUAAUUAUUUUCACAAAUGAUUCACAAAUCUUUACAUAAAAUACAGGAACAAAAGACAUAACUGAAUGUUGUUAAUGACCUUCAUGAGUGGUGCUUUCUGUAAAUUUAGUAGUUCUAUAUUGGCGAUUGAAAACCCAGUGGUCAGGUAUAAAUUAGUGUAGUAUAUUCCACCUAGAACAGUCAAGAAACUUAAAGCUAUUUAGUGAAGUUAGGUGAUGUGUUGUCAGGUGAUACACAGUGGCAGUAUCUGAACAACUUUGGUUGUAUCUCAAAUUUAAGAGAGCUUUGUGAUUUUUAAUUGCUGAAGAACUUAAUGUUCCAACAUAUUUCUGGAAUUUAGGUUUAUACAGAAUAUCACCAUUCAUUCCGUUAAUAUGUAUAUAUUGUUCAUACUGUGUAAAGGAUCAUACUUUGGAAAUGAAAUGAUAUCUAAUG